Condylostylus longicornis is the source of this 2273-nucleotide messenger RNA. RefSeq lists its product as uncharacterized. The transcript has 6 exons. Lineage: Eukaryota; Metazoa; Arthropoda; Insecta; Diptera; Dolichopodidae. The record is from RefSeq and is a predicted model, not a curated record. The coding region runs from base 92 to 2134 and encodes 680 amino acids.
UCAGGCGGUUUUUUGAUUUUGAGGUUUUUUAAAUUCAUGAUAUUUGAAUUUAUUACAUAUAUGUACACAAAUAAUUUAUGAUAUUAUCAAUAUGGUUUGCAAAGUUCAAUCUUGCCAUAAUUAUAAUAAUGACUCUAAUAAAGGAAAUGACUGUAUUUUGGAGUUGCUAGAUUUCAUAAAGCUUCAUUAUUAUCACUUUCAGGCCGAACACAGGGAAAAAAUUUCUUACAUAUCUCAACUAGAAACUGGAAAUUUAGCUUUAAAUAAAACUAUAGAUAAUUUACGUCAACAAAUUCAACAAAUACAAAAUGAUUUAACACCCUUAAAAAGAAAGAAAGUUAGUUCAAGUGAACAAGCCGAUUCAACAGCACUGUCGACUUCAAAAAUAGGUUCAAAUGAAGAUUUUGAUAAUGAUGCCAAUGAUCCAGUAGAAGAUUUAAAUGUUGCUUUAACUUCAGAUGUAAUAUUUGAUGAAAGCUGCAAUUCUUUUAGUUCGUUACCUCAGUCUACUAAUAUCAUAAGAAGUCCCAAAAAGGAAAAAAUUACACCAAGCAAAAGAAUGCCUUUGUCGCCAAAAAAUAAUAUAGGAACUACUACACCUACGAAGCAUCAUUUAAAAGAAAAACAGAAAGGGGUUCAGGUGAAAUUAACUCCAACAAAAAUUUCACAUUAUUUACCCAAACGUAUAAUUACUAAAGAAACGAUUUCCGGUAAAAGAAUCAAUAUUGAAAACGAAAAUAAGCCGGUGGAAUUAAAAAAAAUGUCAACAACAACUACAGCUGGUUGGUUAUCAACUGAAAAGAUGAAGAAAAGUGGUUCUACAAAUAUUGGAUUAGAAUUUAUACAACCUGUAAAAAUUGAAAAAAAUGAUAGUUUAGAUAAUAGUUGUGAAUCUAUAGCAAGUUCGCAAAGUCUAGCAGAACCAAAGCAAUCUAUUAGAAAAGGGACCCGAAACAUUUUAAAUUUAAAAGCAAAGCCACAAAUGAAACAAGCUAAGUUGGAAUUCGACAGAAAAAAACAUAACAUGACUUCUAAUCAUAUUCGAAAUAAUUACAAAUCUGAUGAAACAGUUUGUGAAAUUGUUUGCGCUAGCCCUGGCGUUGAAACGUUAGGUUCUCUUAAAGAUAAGCUGAGUCUAACACAAAGAUCAUUGAGAAAAUUUUCUCGCAAAAAUUCUGAUGAUGAACUUUUUAAUAUAUCUAUUAAGAAAUCGACGGCGACUACUUCAAAAAAUGGAACUACAAAUGAAGAAACCAUCAAAACAAGUACACCAAGCUCCAAGCACGCGGAACGAACUGUUAUAAAAGAAGAACCUGUAACAUGCAAAAAGCCUUAUGUUAUUAAUUUGUUCCCACAUUUGAAUGCAAACAAAAAGGAUAUUAAUGAGCCUUUAAUAACUGAAGAUUCUAUCGAUAAUUUAAGUUUAGAAUCAAUUACCAAAGAAUUUGAAUCGGGAAAAAAGGACAAUAUAAAUAAAAAUGGAAAUUUAACUAGCAGUAGUGUAUUAAUAUUACCACCCAAAUCUGAUGACGUUAUUAUUGUUAAUGAAACUGAAAAUGUUGACCUUGGUGAUAUUGAUUCCGCGGAUUUAUUUGAUGAAAUAAUGAAGAGAGGUAAUCAAACUCCAUCGGUUUUGAAGAAGCUUGAAAAUGAACAAAUUUUAAAAAAAAAAAAUAACCAUGAAAAAUCAUCUGUUAAACCAAAUAAUGAAGUAAUGGAAAAUAUUAAAUUGGAAAGUUUAUCGCAAACAAAUGAUGAUGAUAUAACUCAAUUAAAUAUACUUAAUGAGCAAGAUCAAACAUAUUUGGAGAACGAUAAGAAAGAAGUAGUAGAAAAAAUCAAUACAAAAAUGCCGAUAACAUUACAGGGAAUUGGACAUAAUUGUGACUGCAGACAUUGCAAUUCGUAUUUGCGAUAUUUGAUAGAAUUAAAUUUAACAGUAAGUGAAAUUAAGGAGCGCCUUAAAAGCAAUACAAAACAUGCUGAACGGCCUCUUAAACUCCAUUUAACUCCUGAAGGCUUUUGGGAUCCCGUAAUGCGUGAUUUUCCACCAGGAGAUCCACGAAAUGAAGUAAUUAUAGAUUAUAGAUUUGUUGAUAGCAAUAAGGAAGAUAAAACUAAAUUUAAUCCUUAAAAAUUGCUAAAAAUGAUUUUUCUCUCUUUUUUUUUUUUAACAAAUUUAUAAUAUAAUUUUAUUAUAUCUUCAAUAGUUUUAACAUCUAAGUUUACAUAAAAUUGUAAUAGAUAAUGUAAUAAAUAAUUCAAUCUAUAAA